GUUGAAAAUUUUAAAGAAAUCACAAAAAUCAAUUGUCAAAACACUUCGACAAAACUCAUCGAUUUUGGGGCUUUUUUUGGGAGGAAUUUUCGAAAAGGACUACCUCUUGGCCGUUUUUCGAAGAUGGCAAUUUGAAAUGUGUUUUGACAUUUUUCUCUAAGCGCGCAUUCCCAGCCAAGAAAAUAAAUUAAUUUCUGUAUGAUAAAAGAUGAAUAUUUCUCAACAAAGAAACUUCAUAUCAUUCUAUUGUGUACUCAAGGAUCUAAGUACAAAGGAAGAUAGUCCUAGUUUGCUGUCCUGUGCUGAGCACAUAAAAGAACACCUGAAUGUUGGAACAAAUCUCAAGUGGGUUGAUGAGGGCUACUGUUUAUCCGUGGAUGUGAAGACACUGCGGAAAACCGAUAUCUUCAUCUUUGCAGAAUUUUCCGGAGCAGCUUUUGAGCACAUAACCACAAAGUCAAAUGCAUUGGUAAUUGGACCUCCCUGCUUGGAGUAUUGUAUCACGCAGGACUUUGAUGUUCCUCUGGGACAUUCGCCAAUCUUCAAUGUUGCCAUGCAUGGGCUCAUCGUGUGUCCAUCUGGAGUAUCAAAGACUGAAAAGGCUGAGAUGAAGAAGCUGGUACUCUGGAUGGGAGGAUACUUUACUAUAGACCUCGACAUGGAUUGCACCCAUUUGGUCACUGACACGGUAAGAUCAAAAAAGUACGAAGAAGCAGCUACUGCGGGAAUUCAAAUUCUCCAUCCUGACUGGGUCAAGGAUGUAUGGCGGGCGAAUCAGGAGCAUACAGUUCUUGCACGAGAUCCAAUUUUUGAGAAACAUCGAUUGCCUAUAUUUCACAAAUUGGUCAUUACUUCGACGAAUUUGCCAGUGGCGGAAAAGGAAGAGAUCAGGAAAUUGAUAGAGGCCAAUGGUGGUACUUACUCGAGAGUCUACAAAACCAACAUUGUAAACAUCUUAAUUCUCAAGAAGGAUGCAACGUCAUCAGAAAAGUACAAAAUUUCUUUAAAGUUCAAAAUUGAUUGUUUGACGCCUGAAUGGGUUUAUGAGAGUGUCCGGAAAAAAUAUGCUGUUCCCAUUGAUAGCUUUCGUGUGUCAUCGAUGCAGCACUCAACACCAACCAAGGAUGAUGGGGAUAUAGGACAUUUUUCUAUGAUGUCCAAUAUAUCCCGAAUAUCAUCCGUGACGACAGUGUCUAAUAAGGAAAUAGAUGAGACUGUUCAGAAUGUUCAGAACAAUACACAGCGGCCUUCAACAUCCAAGAUGAUUACUCCUAAUAAGGACGAAACGGUGAGCUACAAGGAUAGACUGAAGAGCCUUACGUUGACUGAAACCAAAAACAGUGGAGCUUUCUUAGAUGGGUGCAAUAUCUACCUGAUUGGCUUCACAAGGACUGAAUCUAUGAAGCUCAACAAGAUCAUCAGCAAUGCUGGAGCAACUCUGUACACAGAUCUCUCGGACAGCAUCAGUCAUGUUGUCUGUGGAAAUGCGACAGAGAAGGAGAUCAAAGGGGUGCAUGACUCAAAGGUUCAGUGCAAAAUUGUGACAUUUGAUUGGCUUCUAGAGAGUCAGAGACUUAAAUAUCCCGCUGAGGAAGAAAAUUACAUGAUGCUGGUUAAGAGGGUACCUCCGGAAGCUGAACCACCGUCUCCGGCUAGUAAGAAGAGCAUCGAAGCGAUGAAUGCCAGUUUCAAGAGACCCGCCGAUGUACCUCGUCGUAGACUCGAUCUCGGUGAAUCCUCAAGUUCUGUCGUUCAGAAGUACCUGCAUCCCAUCCCUGAGGUUUCUUCUCUAUCCAAUUUCACCCAUGAUUCCUACAAUUCUGAUGUAGCUCCUGAAGACAUUGAAGUUCUGACAUUCCUGCAGAGUACAACGUUCUACUUCUACGGAUACGAAGAGGGAAUGACUCAAUUGAUGGCUGAUGUUGAAAGUGCCCUGGGUGUUGUGGUCAAUGAUACAUACACCGGAAUUGUUGAUUAUAUUCUUGUUCCUGUGGAUGGUGUAGAAAAAAUUGAACCACCUGUAAAAGGCACCAAUAUCGUCAAUGAUCUCUGGCUGGAAGAUUGUGUGGCAAAUAGAGGCAUUGUUCCCAUUAUGUACUACCACGAACCCAUUGUGAUUCAAGGCUACAAUAACAUUCUCCAUGAUGUUCGGCUCUCCUUCACCAAUUUCCAGGGCAGCAUCAAACUCUAUCUGGCUGCUGUAGCUGGUGUUCUUGGUGCUACAAUUCUCGAUCAAUACCCCAAAAAAGAAACUCCACUACUUAUUUGUGCAAAGACCGAAGGAUCCAAAUAUGAAGCUGCCCUCAAGUGGAAAUAUCCAGUUGUGACAGAUGAAUGGCUCUUGGACACGUUCAAAGAGAAGAGAGUCAAGAAAAUUGAAAAAUAUCUCCUGGGAAAAUCAAUAAUCCCUGAACACAUUGAAGUUUUUCAGAGAUUAAAUCAAGAGGAAGUUGAAGAGAAUAAGUCUCAGGACAAUUCACCAAUAAAUGAUGAAGUUUUCCUCGGAGAUCUCACGACAGAGGGUAAUCCGACAAAUGCCACACUUCAGCGAUCAGCAAAAAGGAAAUCCGACGAAUUAGACAAUGAUGAUGAUGAUGAUGAUGAUGAUACUCCCAUUCAAGUGAGACGUGAUACACAGAAUAAAAACAAACCUAGUUCAGUAUCAACGCCAAUUCGACACAAAAGAUUGGCUCUCCUGACUCUUGAGACUCCAACAAAUAAGAAGAAUGACGAUACCCCAACAACAUCCAAGGUUAACAAGAUAUAUGCUGACUUUGAUACUCCCGUCAGAAAAACAAUUAGGGACACAAUGAAACUCAAUAUUAACAUUAAUGAUAAGAUCUCUCCGAAUGGCACUGUAAAGACACCGGAAAUUCCAAAGUACCUCAAAAUGCCUAAUACACCGCUCUCAAUUAAUCCGAAUGCCAGUCCAUGCACCCAAUGGGGCGUUCAGAGGAGUAUCGAGGCGGCUGAAAUGAUGAGAUUCAGAAAAGGCAGUCCAAAGAAGAAAUCACCAACUGCUGAGCAAAUUCGUGAGGAGUACUUUAGGACACUAUUGGGGGAGGACAAAUUCAAUGAGAUCCGACUUAAGAAUGCCACACAGUCACAGUCACUUCAAGAGACGGGUCAAACAGAAAUGAAUACUGAGCCGAAUAUGGAAUCUCUGAAGAAAUUAAAAGCGUUCGUGGCCAACAACAGGGUAUGUCCGCCCACCACCCCAAUUUUAGCUAAGCAAUUAGACUUCAAUGAUCAAUCAGAAGGCGGCGCCGAACACCAAAGUAGACCACAGUGUGGUACAUCCGAGGAACUUGUGGGUUGGGUUGAUCCUUCCGAGUUUCAUCCAUUUAGACAUUCAGCUACAGAGGCUACACCUUCAAAAGUGUACAAUUUCCACAUUACGGGAGUGUCGGAGAAUAAGAAACAAAUAGCCGAGAUGAUUGAGAAUUUAGGUGGGACUGUACUGUCCAUGGAUACUUACGAUCCUUCAUGUACUCAUGUGGUGUUUGAGCGACUGAAUCGAGGAGAGAAGGUGCUGGGAGCUGUGGCAUCUGGCAAGUGGAUUUUGGGAAUCAAGUAUCUCCAUGAAAGUACGAAAGUUGGCCAUUUUCUGCCCGAGGAGGAAUAUGAAGUGGGCAAUGAGAGACUACCUUUCUUGUCCCAAUUGAGUGAGAGUGAGAAACAAAUAGCCCGGGCAGCUUAUAGAUGGCGUCAGAAGAUCCACAAGGGAAAAUCUAUUGACGGUGCCUACAGUGGCAUGACGUGCCUGUUGAUUUUGGGUGAACAAUCCAAUGCCAUUGGACGGAUGAUUGAGGCUGGGAAGGGGAGUGUUGUGAAGCUAAAGUCUCCGUAUUGUGGCAAAAGUGAAGCCAAGAGCAUAACUCAUGUCUUUAUAAAGCCCACCAAGGAUAACACAAUUUCAAAGAUGGACAUGAAUUUCUUCAAGAAGAACGGCACUCAUGUUCUCACACUCAAAUAUAUCACUAGCCAUCUCUUUGACGAAAUAGCUCCAAAUCCAGAAAAUUUCAACCCCUAAUCAUUUCAUUGGAAAAUGCCUUAAUUAUUUCUAUAUUAUUUUAUUUUUAUCAUUUCACAAAUUAUGUGAGUUUUAUCAUUUAAUUUUCUUUUACUGAAGCUUAAAAUUCUUGUUCAUCAUUUUAAAUAUAUACGAAUAAUUUCACAAAUACAUCAGUUUAUAUAAUUUCACCCAUUAAUUUCUCAUUGUGAACAUGUAGUAUAGUUAAACUAUUCGAAAUAAAAAAUAAAAAAUACGUUUUUAAACUAUCA
Phlebotomus papatasi is the source of this 4284-nucleotide messenger RNA. It is a transcript of the gene mus101, whose product is annotated as DNA topoisomerase 2-binding protein 1. NCBI's taxonomy places the organism in Eukaryota, Metazoa, Arthropoda, Insecta, Diptera, Psychodidae. The transcript has 4 exons. The record is from RefSeq and is a predicted model, not a curated record. Gene Ontology annotation, biological process: DNA replication initiation; mitotic G2 DNA damage checkpoint signaling; mitotic DNA replication checkpoint signaling. The coding region runs from base 209 to 4033 and encodes 1274 amino acids.